AUGAAGUACUCCAAGUCUUUGAUAAUGGCCCUUGUGGCCUUCGGCUCGACCCUCGUCGCCGGUGCCGACGUCUCAGACGUUCACCAACUCAAGACCGACACCUUUGAGGAGUUUGUCAAGAGCAACGAGAUUGUCCUUGCCGAGUUCUUUGCCCCGUGGUGCGGCCACUGCAAGGCUCUGGCUCCCGAGUACGAGGAGGCUGCCACGACGCUCAAAGAGAAGAACAUCAAGCUGGCCAAGAUCGACUGCACAGAGGAGGCCGAGCUCUGCCAACAGUACGGUGUCGAAGGCUACCCGACACUCAAGAUCUUCCGCGGCACCGACAACAUCAGCGCCUACAAGGGCCAGCGCAAGGCUGCUGCCAUUACUUCGUACAUGAUCAAGCAGUCGCUGCCCGCCGUCUCGACCGUCACCAAGGACAACCUCGACGAGUUCAAGAAGGCCGACAAGGUCGUCCUGGUCGCCUACCUCAAGGCCGAUGACAAGGCCUCCAACGAGACCUUCACCAAGGUCGCCGAGAAGCUCCGCGACAACUACCCCUUCGGUGCCAGCAGCGAUGCUGAGCUCGCCGAGGCUGAGGGCAUCACCGUGCCGUCCAUCGUCCUGUACAAGGACUUUGACGAUGGCAAGGCUGUCUUCUCCGAGAAGUUUGACGACGCGGCGAUUGAGAAGUUCGCCAAGACGGCCGCCACCCCGCUGAUCGGCGAGGUCGGCCCCGAGACAUACUCUGACUACAUGUCGGCGGGCAUCCCCCUGGCGUACAUCUUUGCCGAAACCGCCGAGGAGCGCAAGGAGCUGGCUGAUGAGCUGAAGCCCAUUGCCGAGGCCCACCGUGGUGUCGUCAACUUCGCGACGAUUGACGCCAAGGCUUUCGGUGCGCACGCCGGCAACCUGAACCUGCCCACGGACAAGUUCCCCUCGUUCGCCAUCCAGGAGACGGUCAAGAACCAGAAGUUCCCCUUUGACAUUGAGGCCAAGAUCACCAAGGACGCGAUCAAGAAGUUUGUCGACGACUUUGUCGCCGGCAAGGUCGAGCCCAGCAUCAAGUCGGAGCCGAUCCCCGAGAAGCAGGAGGGUGUUACCAUUGUUGUGGCCAAGAACUACAACGACAUUGUCCUGGACGACACCAAGGAUGUCCUGGUCGAAUUCUACGCCCCGUGGUGCGGUCACUGCAAGGCCCUGGCGCCCAAGUACGACGACCUGGCUGCGCAGUACGCUGCCUCCGAGUUCAAGGACAAGGUCGUCAUUGCCAAGGUGGACGCCACGGCCAACGAUGUGCCGGACGAGAUCCAGGGCUUCCCGACGAUCAAGCUGUUCCCCGCUGGCAGCAAGGACGAGCCCAUCACCUACUCGGGCUCGCGCACGGUCGAGGAUCUGAUCAAGUUCAUCAAGGACAACGGCAAGUACGAGGCCGAGCCCGGCCCGGCCGCCGAGGAGGAUGUUUCGGAGAGCAGCGCGACGUCGGCUUCUUCGUCGACCAAGACGGAGGAGGCGAAGGAGGAGAAGAGCAAGCACGACGAGCUGUAG
This is a messenger RNA of Sporothrix brasiliensis 5110, 1527 nucleotides long. Its product is annotated as protein disulfide-isomerase A1. Gene Ontology annotation, biological process: protein folding; response to endoplasmic reticulum stress. Gene Ontology annotation, molecular function: protein disulfide isomerase activity. The record is from RefSeq and is a predicted model, not a curated record. Gene Ontology annotation, cellular component: endoplasmic reticulum. The coding region runs from base 1 to 1527 and encodes 508 amino acids. NCBI's taxonomy places the organism in Eukaryota, Fungi, Ascomycota, Sordariomycetes, Ophiostomatales, Ophiostomataceae. The transcript has a single exon.